Molecule: messenger RNA, 1773 nt
Organism: Bursaphelenchus okinawaensis
Lineage: Eukaryota; Metazoa; Nematoda; Chromadorea; Rhabditida; Aphelenchoididae
Source: the annotation of a GenBank genome assembly
AUGUAUUCAUACAGUGAAAGAAGAAGUACGGCGACAUCUACACGUACUGGCAAGGCGAGACACCCAUCGUAUCUUUCAACAGCACUCCUACAAUAUACGAUGUUUGUAUUAGUAAAGCAGAUGUCACUAGUAGUCGCUAUGGCUUCUACGAGUUCAACGAUUACUGUAGAUGUGGAAACGGUGGUAUUAUCUUCUCGCCCGACCCAAAAUGGAAGGAAAGGAGGAAGUUCUCCAACAAAGUGCUACGAGCUUUCGGAAUGGGCAAGAACUUGAUGGAACAAAAGGUAAAUACAUGUUCUUGUCAUACUUAAUCUGUAGAUUGUUUAUAACUACAUAAUAACUGACAUCGCAACUCCUUUUAGAUUUUAGAAGUAGUAGUACCAUUGAUAGAAGAGUACAAACAGAAUAGUACCCAAAGUGACAUCACUGUAAGUGUCAAGAAGGCGAUAGGCUCCAUCAUCAACUCGUUCCUCUUUGGCUACACCUUCAUCAAAGAACAUGCCGCCAAGUACGACCAGUUGGACGCUUUAGUACGGACCCAUAUUGAAGGCCUCGGAGAUCCUCUGAUUCUGCUUUCUGUAGAUAAACCCAAAUUCAUGGCCAAGAUACCAAACGUCGGUCAAAAAGUAGAGGCAGUGCGACAGAGUGCUCAGAACCUAAAGGCUUUCUUUCACUCUCAGAUAGUACAACAUCGACAAGAAGUGUCGUUCGAGACCGAUCAGGAAUCACAAGAUUAUACUCAAGAAUACUUCAAAGAACAACGCAGAAGGGCAGAGAGUGGCGACGACGAAACCUUCAGGUAAAAUAUAUAACUCAUACCUGUACUUUUAACAAAAAUAUCAUUUAUGUUCCUUUAUAAAAUAUUCGUAGGCUUUAAAGUAACCAUAACUAAUAUAAUCAAAUAACAUACAAACUAAUUCUAGUGAUGAAUCUCUGUACCAGUUGUGUUAUGACCUAUGGCUAGCAGGACAAGAUACGACCAGUAACACCAUUAGCAGAGGAAUAGCGUUCAUUGUCAACAAUCCUCAAAUUCAAGAGAAAAUACACAACGAGCUGGAUACUGUAAUUGACUCAAAUCGUGUCAUCACUUUGAAAGAUCGACCAAACUUACCGUACCUUUGUGCUACCUUAAACGUAAGUUAUAUUUGCCUCACACAUGCUUCUUAUCUCUCUUAUAGUUACAUAUCCAUCAAAAUGAGCAUUUCUAUUCAGGAAGCCCAAAGAAUAUCCAACCUUGUAUCUCAAAAUACGUGGAGACACGCUGAUGAAGAUUUUACGGUGAACGGCGUCACAGUGAAGAAAGGAACGUGCUUCAUCCCUCAAAUAUCAGCUGUUCUUUUCGAUGAAAAUGUAAGUUACAUAACGUAGUAACACAAAAAAAAAUUGUACAUAACGAAAUAACAUCGAACACAACAUAGUUCACCUGUACGUAUAAUCCAAUAUAAAACACGCUUUUUAGAUAUACAAGGAUCCCAAAACUUUUAAUCCCGACCGCUUUAUCGACCAGAACGGACAACUGAAAGUGGACGAGAACUUUAUGCCAUUUUGCAUUGGUCGCAGGGCUUGUCUCGGGGAAGGACUGGCAAAAAUGGAGCUCUUCUUGUUUAUGGCCAACGUUCUCAACACUUUUAAGGUACGUCCAUAUCCAAAACGACAAUUAACAAUAUUUUUCAGCUGACUUCAACUACAGGCAGGCCUGUUGAUGUCAGAAGAAAGACUGGUGUCAUCGUGCAAACAAUACCUUUUGGUGUACAAUUUACAACUCGACGUUAA